AAAAAAAAAACCAUCUUUGUACAUGACUGAGUAAUUUUGUUUUAAAGUGGAUUAGAAUUAGACUAGUAUCAUUUUCAUUCAAUUUCCAAACAAGAACAAGAAAAACUCGCCAUCAAAAAAGAAAGAAAGUGUUCUGUAAACCCUAACCAGAAGAAGAAGUCAACUGAGAUUUCAAAAAUGAACAACAAUAACAACAGCGAGAUUGUUAUGGAAACCAAAAGAACGAGAACUGGAACUUCUGAAUGUGGAAAACCGAUUAUAGCCUUGGUUUGCGGCACACUCGUUUACUAUCACUGCGCUUUCAAGAAUUCCGCUAUCGUCUCUCUUUUCUCCGAUGUCUUCAUUGUUCUACUCUGCUCCCUCGCCAUUCUCGGUCUUCUCUUCCGCCAAAUGACCAUUCAAGUUCCGGUGGAUCCUCUUGAGUGGCAAAUAUCUCAGGACACUGCUAAUACUAUUGUUGCUUCUUUGGCUAACACCGUCGGUGCCGCUGAGUCUGUUUUGAGAGUUGCCGCUACCGGCCAUGACAAAAGACUCUUUCUUAAGGUCAUUCUUUGCCUUUAUGCAUUAUCUGCUCUUGGAAGACUUGCUUUCGGUAUUACUAUUGCAUAUGCUGGACUAUGCUUGUUUUGUCUUUACAUGUUGGCGGAAUGCUCUCAAUCAAUCAGUUCAGCUCUAGCCGGGUUCUUGGGAAGAAGAAACGACACUAGUGGAGAACAAGACACGAUUGAGUAACCUGUUCAUUUUGUACAUGCAUUUUUUCUUCAUAGUUAGAGUGAUGAUGUUGUUAUAUUGAAAUAAAGCCUGUGAAUAAUAUUGUGAAUAUAGCAAUCCAAAAAGAAAUGUCUAGGGUAAACUGUCAUUUUGAUGGCAAGAUUUUCAGAACAGAAAUUGAUGGUCCUCUAAAGAUUUGUUACAUUUUAGUAUAUAGUCAAAUGAAUGAUACUUUUUCAAUCA
Messenger RNA from Vicia villosa (hairy vetch), 954 nucleotides. RefSeq names its product reticulon-like protein B22. NCBI's taxonomy places the organism in Eukaryota, Viridiplantae, Streptophyta, Magnoliopsida, Fabales, Fabaceae. The transcript has 4 exons. The record is from RefSeq and is a predicted model, not a curated record. The coding region runs from base 178 to 732 and encodes 184 amino acids.